Molecule: messenger RNA, 4224 nt
Organism: Chelmon rostratus (copperband butterflyfish)
Lineage: Eukaryota; Metazoa; Chordata; Actinopteri; Chaetodontiformes; Chaetodontidae
Gene: dmtf1
Product: cyclin D binding myb-like transcription factor 1
Exons: 16
Coding region: 1309-3315 (668 amino acids)
Biological process (GO): regulation of transcription by RNA polymerase II
Cellular component (GO): nucleus
Molecular function (GO): DNA-binding transcription factor activity, RNA polymerase II-specific; RNA polymerase II cis-regulatory region sequence-specific DNA binding
Source: RefSeq, a predicted model, not a curated record
AAAUAUCAUUCAACUUAACCACAUUACCGAUUUUACGUCUUCGGACUAGAAUGUCUUUAACUGUAUCGUCGGUGUAGCAAAAGGUUUUUGACUUUAUAUCUUCUAAAGUCACGCAUUAAUCUCUGCGCUGCAUCUCAGUGUUUUCGGCUGUGUUCCAAAUUGCGAUGCAUGGACCGUACUCAGUUUCAAAAGAGGCCAAUUCCACAUGGCCUUGUUGAAUGCCGACCAAUAAAUCCGUUACUGACUUUAAUUUGAAAUAAAACCUUCUAAAAGUGAUCCAGCCUAAAUUUGGCUCACAUACUGUCCAACAAGCACAACACAUUUGAACAAAUAAUGGCCAGUUUAUUGGGCUGGUUUGCUGCUGGUCUCAACAGUUGGUGGCGGUAGCGAGUAGGUUAAGGUCAAGAAAUAGUUUCAGAUUUUUACUGAAAUUCCUUAUUUAUGUGUCACUUCUUAGCGGUCCUAACUAAUUAUAAGAAAAGUAAGUAAAUUAUAAGUAUUCACAAGUACUAAUGUGCUAAUGUGAGAGUUUAAUCCCUGUGUAUGCAGUCUGGCUCUAAAAAGGUGUAUCUUUUGAAGGGAGUUUGGUAAAAAUAAUUUCUCAUAGUCUUGCUGAUUGCCAAAACUUUCAGUACUCAUUAUAGCUUGACUUAAAUUUUAUAAACAUGAUCCAAUCUCCAAUUCUGCAUAUGUGCAGUACAACAACCACAACAUGUUUCUGAAAGUCGUGGCCAGAUAACAUUAACAUUCCUUUUCCACUAAAAUGUAAGUCAGCUCAUUCCAUAGGUUUAGACUUUUAUUAAAAUAUCUAACUUGUUUAGAGACUGCGUCUUUUCCCCCGAAUUUACUAGUCCCGUCUAAUGACACAUAGAAUAUUUUAAGUAAUGAUGUUGGAGUUGCAUAGCAGUGACAAUGCAUAAUUUAGUUUAAAGUAAGACAAUUUUGAAGGGAGUUCUGUCCCUUUUUGUUGGGACAGUUUGGUUACUUGUUACCAACCACUGUACGGUACAUAAUUAUGAUUGUUGACUGUUGAGAUGAAUCAUUUUUAAAAAAUGACUUAUUUUCUGACAUUUUAUUGAGCAAACAGUUAAUGGAGAAAAUAAUCUGUCUUAAUGGAGAUCACGUCAAAACAUGUUGAACUUUCCUACAAUAUAAACAGUAUCAGGAAGUGUACGUGAGACACCGUGUGUCUGAUGCUGUUGGCAGUUCUGCUUUGCUGUCACAGUGUUUAUUGGACGUGUGGUGACCAUUAAAUGUGCUUCCCUUCCUGGCGUGUGUGACACACUGUUACGAUCCUCACCUGUGGACAUGAAACAGUCGGUCUGUGCUUUAUGUUUGAGCAGGUGCACGAUGAGUUCAGCAGCGGAGGAUGACGAGGCUGCAGCGUUACAAACCGUCAAGUCCGUCACGCUCACUCAGGACAGUGAUGGAAGCAUCAUACUGCACUGUCCUCCCAACGAUGAGGACUCGGAGCCCCUCCAGAAGAAACUGCGUCUCUCUACAGACGAGCAGGAAGACUCGGACACGCCUCAGUUCUCUGUGGUCACCUUACCGAUGUCGGAGAACAACGAAGGCUUCGAGGUGACGAUGACGGCCACAGCGGAGGCCGAUCUGUCGGAGGAAGGCGUCGCUCAGAUUCAGAUUCUGCAGGAGGAUGAGGACUCGCUCUCGCCCAAUCAGAAGACAGAGGUGUCACCUGUCAGUCAGGCCUGGUUCACUACCAAAGAAGACAAAGACACACUGGCUAACAAAGGUCAUAAGUGGAAACAGGGCAUGUGGUCUAAAGAGGAGAUCGACAUUCUGAUGAGCAACAUCGAUCGAUACGUAAAGGGCCGCGGCAUCGACGACCCGGCGGAGAUCAUUUUUGAGAUGUCCAAAGAGGAGAGGAAGGAUUUCUACCGCUCGGUGGCUCUGGGCCUAAACAGGCCGCUGUUCGCAGUUUACAGACGAGUUCUGCGAAUGUACGACAACCGAAACCACGUCGGCAAGUACACUCCUGACGAGAUAGAGAAGCUGAAAGCGCUGAGGGUGAAACACGGGAACGACUGGGCGACUAUCGGAGCAGCUCUGGGCCGCAGCGCCUCGUCCGUCAAAGACCGCUGCCGACUGAUGAAGGACACAUGCAACACGGGCAAAUGGAGCGAGGACGAGGAGAGACGUCUCGCCGAGGUCGUGUACGAGAUAGCGGGCGUGUCGCCGGGGUCGGCGGUCACGGGAGGUGUUUCCUGGGCGACGGUCGCCGAUAAGGUUCGCACGCGCUCAGAGAAACAGUGUCGGUCGAAGUGGCUGAACUACCUGAACUGGAAGCACAGCGGAGGAACGGAGUGGAUGAAGGAGGACGACCUCAGCCUCAUACGCAGGAUAUCGGAGCUGGAAGUGGAGGACGAGAAUGAGAUAAAGUGGGAGGAUCUUGCAGGCGGGUGGAGCAGCGUCCGCUCGCCUCAGUGGCUGCGAUCCAAGUGGUGGAGCAUCAAGAGACAAGUAGCCAAUCACAAGGAGAUCCCCUUCAGCGUCCUCCUGAAGGGUCUCCAGGAGCUGAUGGCAUCCUCACAGACAUCAUCAGGACCAGGAAGUCCCUCCUCCUCCUCCCUCCAGAUACGACUCACCCGAUUGGAGGAGAGCGGCGGCAGCCCCGCCCCCAGCUCUGUGGCCGCCCUUCAGAUUCCCGUACAGAUCCCGCUGCAGAUCACACACCUGGCCUCAGAUUCGUCAGCAGCAGCCAGCGACAGUGAAACCAUCACUCUGAACACAGGAGCCCUGCAGACCUUCGAGAUCCUGCCUUCCUUCCACCUGCAGCCCACCGGCACCCCGGGCACCUACUACCUCCAGACGACGUCCAAUCAGGGCCUGCCGCUCAGCCUCUCCACCGGUCAGGGCCUUCCGCUCAGCUUAGGCAAUAACAGCACGGUUACCCUGACGACGGGCUCGUCUCCCUCGUCACACGAACACAUCAUCCUUCACAGCCUGUCGUCGGACAGCCUCUGCUCCAGCGAUGGGGUCAUCAUCCAGACGGUCACCUCUGACCCUGCAUCUUCAGACCCCCUCAGCCAAUCACAGCUGGUUGUGGAGGCGGAGGGGCGGGACCAGGACGACCGCCUCCAAGCCACGAGUCUCCUGGAGGGUUCGGAGAACCCGGAAACUCAGGAGCCAAUGACGGAUGGCUUUAGUGACAAGGAGCUCAGUUCCUCCUCUGUUGAGGCUCCAGUGGUGCAUUCUGGGAUAACAUCUGGCAGUGCUGUGUUGAUUGUGUCUCCUCCCAACAUCAGCAGUACACUGACAGAUCCCAUCCUGGAGAACCAGGAAGGCUCCGACUGAGCUGGACUCCCAUCGUGGCAGGUGGUGAUUAAAGGCCGGACGACAGGAGGAGGCUACUUCCUGUCUCCUUCUUCUUCUGUGGUGAAGACCCAGCUGCUGCACAGGACAUCUCCACCAACAGCAAAGACGCCACCCGUCUGCUCACACUCCUGUCCUGCUUUAAACCAGGACGUGGACCCGUUUAAAACAGACUUGGCUGUAAAUGAAACAGAACUUUUGAAUCUGUGUCUGAAGCUUCACACCGAACCCCUGGAUGAAAUGUGAACGCAGCGCUGCUCGAGCCCGGCCGCCACCGCGUCCUCACAGCCUCUGCAGUGCCAAAGAGACUCUAAACGCCGUGAUGGACAUGAACUGACCCUCGACCCUGACACACCACAUGAUCAGACGUACAAAUAAUUUUCUUUUGACAUCAUGAUAAAAUAAACUAUUUCAAUUUGUUUGUCACUUUUUUUAAAUGGUGAACAGGUUGUAUGUUAGCACAGAACCUCAUUUCUGCCACUUUGACCAAAAAAUCCGAACAUUAACACCAUUCAGGCUGAUUUUAACGUCAUGAUCCCACCAAGAGCUCGUAUGUGGGUCAUUUCUCGCAAACAGCUCAGUAAUAAAAGCAGCUGCAAUUACCUGUUUUUCUGUUAACUUGCUGCAGUAAUCUAAGUGAAAUUGUUAUAUUUUAAAGUGAAUCUCUUGAGUUUUUCUUUGUGUGAAGAGCUGCUUGUCCUUUUAUUUUGAAAGUGGAGCCAAAAACGUUUUUGUUCAUCUGCUGGACGGAAACAUUUGGGAACCAAAAACAUUGAAAGCUCAUUAAAUGUCCUCGUCGUGUCGGCAGGUAGCUACAGGUGUUCUGUUCUGAGUUCCUGUUUCAAAGCCCGUGUUUGUUUACAUUUUGGCAAAUUAGCAACAAUAAAAACU